This is a messenger RNA of Ostrea edulis (European flat oyster), 2127 nucleotides long. Its product is annotated as germ cell nuclear acidic protein-like. NCBI's taxonomy places the organism in Eukaryota, Metazoa, Mollusca, Bivalvia, Ostreida, Ostreidae. Gene Ontology annotation, molecular function: calcium ion binding. The record is from RefSeq and is a predicted model, not a curated record. Bases 108 to 1577 code for a protein of 489 amino acids. The transcript is spliced from 4 exons.
CAUUACCAGAGUCAUUCACACGAGAGUUGUUUGUCGGAAACCAACGAGGACGCUAGACAAAGGAAUACUUCAAAGACCAUACGGAGAUCAUCUCAACUUUGACUAGGAUGAAUUUCACUACUCUGGUGUUGGUGGCUGCCUGUAUCGCGGCAUCCUCAGCCUGGCACCUGCGAGUGUCGCUAAAUGACAUCUUUAAGGGACACUGUCGGACGGUUAGUCCUCGGGUGUGUCGGAAAAGUGUGAGGAAUUUCGAUCCCGAUUACAGUUGUGGAUUCAUUCUGAGGAAUGUUUGUUCUGGAAAGAAUAAAAUUGAGAGAGUAAGAGUUCGCCGUUCAACCCUGAAGCCAAACCACGACUAUUCUCUUCACGUCACGCCACUUCCUAAGAAGAUGGCAUUCUAUGACGCGAAUGCAGACGGACACGUCACCAUUAGGGAGUUUGCACGGACUCUGGGCCACGACCCUCGGGCCUUCCAUGUCAAAGAUGCUUUCAGAGUAGCAGAUAGCAAUGGCGAUGGAGUGGUGGAUCCAUUUGAAUUUGACAAUGAUGCCUGGAUUUUUGAUGACGACUUUGAUGAUGAUGAUUACGACCUCGAGGAUACCAACGAAGAUUCAUACAAAUCCAUGAAUUUUGACCUUCUCGAUAGUGACGAAAACAGCUCCAGCAGUGAAGACAGUUCUGAUGAGUCAGCUUCCGGUGACGAUAGUGACGGGUCCUCCGGGGGGAGCACCAAUAUGUCAUCGAAUGAUGAAGACAGUUACGAUGAUUCACAUGAUGACAGUGUAUCAACCAGUGGACACAGUGACUCAAACAGCGAUAGCUCGGGUGGCAGCGGCUCAACAGACGAUAGUAGUGGGAGCAAUUCAAACGAUGAUAGCACAAGUGAUGACAGCAGCAACAGUUCACACGAUGAUAGUGCAGCCGACAGUAAUGACGACGGUUCAGAUGAUGGUAGUAGCGCGGAUGUUGAUGAUAGCAAGAGCAGUGCAAGCGACAGCAAAGAUGAUAGCAAGGAUAGCAGCGAUAGUAAAGAUGGAGAUGACGGUCAGGACACUAGCAAACUACUACCCGACAUGGAUGAUCUAAAUCUGGAUGAGAUCGUUCCUAACGAAAUUGAAUUAGGAGACGGGGUUAUUGGAGAAGCUAUUGAGAACGUCAUGGGAGAAGGAGCAGACUUAGAACUUCCGGAACUCGAGGCUCCAGAUUCUGACGUUUUGAAGAACGUCGGUAUUGCUAUGGCAUUGACCAAAUUCCAACCUGCGCAAAACCAGCUACUUCCCAAAAUUGGAGGUCAGUCCCAAGGUGGCGAUGUGCACGAUCAUUCUGCCCAUAGUCACAGAGAUUUUGAUUUCUCCAAAGGUCAAAGUAACUUUUUACCGACAAUCAUGGAUCCUAAACCUACCAUGCUGUCCAAUACCCUUCUGGGAAUCAGGGGAUCGGGUUCGGGGUCCAAAAUGAGAUCAGGUAUGCCGCAUGGAAGUGGUGGAGAGUGGGUGGUAUUACAACCACAUCGUAUUAGUAAUAAUGAUUUCAACAAAGUCCCAUACAAUUUGAAUACAGUUUCACAUGCAUUUUAGUUGCUACGAGACAGUCAAUGCUCACGUUCAUCAUUUUCAUACAAGCAUAAUUGAUUUGUUGCCUUUUGGCCCCGAAAAGUAUUAAAAUUUGCAAAUUUGUUAGUUGGUUUUCAUUUAACAAGCGUUGUAAGUAAUACAUAAUUUUGCAAUGUGUUUUGUACAGUGGACAGUACACAUGCCAGGGAAAGGUUCAAUGCUAUAGCAAUGAAUAACAGACGAGGAGUUCCGGCAUCACUUUGGCCUUCGUGGAUCGUCUCGUAGCAACAGCAAAAUGCUUAGCCAUUCCUACGUGAGAAAACAAUCCAAAUGAAAGAUACAUCAGCUGCAAUUAAACUAUAAAGGAAAUCAAACAUUUUUUGUGGUUGAUCAUUAAAAUGAAUAUUUCAAUUCUUUGUUUUAAUUGAAAACUUUUCUAGCGCUAGAACCCAGAACCGUUUGAAAAAACCCAAACAACAUCAAAUUUACGGCAAUGUACAUGUAUAGUUACUUGUUUGUGAUGAAUGAAUAAUCUCAAUAUGUAUUUUGUCAAUAAAAUGUAUAUUGAACAAAA